AUGACUGUCACAUUGGACUUGGAAUCCGCUCAAACUGAUGCUCAAACACGUAGGAGUCUCUCUGACAUCUCACUUGCCGUUGCAAAAGGAAAGAAAAUCGUUGUUGUUACUGGUGCGGGUAUCUCUUGCUCCUGUGGUAUUCCUGACUUCCGCUCAUCUGACGGCCUUUAUGCCAUGGUUAAAGAACAAUACCCAGACGUCGUUUUGAAAGGCCGUGACCUUUUUGAUGCUUCUCUGUUUCGCGAUGCCACAUCCACAGCUGUAUUUUAUACCUUCAUCUCCCAACUCAAACGGUCCAUCGAUAAAGCAGAGCCCACCCAAACACAUCAAUUUAUCAAGAUCCUGGACUCGAAAAAGAAACUUUUACGAUCCUACACACAGAAUAUCGAUGGGUUGGAAGCCCGGCUUGGUCUAUUGGGGUCCUCGUGCCAUGAAGCAAAGUCUAACGGCAAAAGCAAGACUAAAAUUCGCACGAAGGAUGUUCGUAAUGUUCAACUCCAUGGAGACAUUCACCGUGUGCGAUGUGUGGCGUGUUCUGCAGAAUUUCCUUGCGAAGAAAAGCAUCUUGUAGUAUUCGAGCAAGGGAAUGCACCAGAGUGCCCCGAAUGUUUGCUACGUUCUGAGGCCAGGGCCGCAAGGUCAGCCCGUCCUAUCCGCGUUGGCACUUUGCGCCCUGGAAUUGUUUUGUACGACGAAUCACACCCACUUGGGGACGACAUUGGCGCCAUUCAUACUUUCGAUCUCGGUCGUAAACCAGACAUGCUCAUUAUCAUGGGAACUUCACUGAAAGUACACGGGCUGAAGAAACUUGUAAAGGACUUUGCCAGAACUAUCCAUUCGUCCACCACCUCUUCUACAGCGUCGAGUUCCAAGAAACCUUUCAAAGUCAUUUUCGUUAACAAGACAGCACCUGGUGCUGAAUGGUCGGAUAUUAUUGACUAUCACAUCUCUGGGGAAACAGAUAGAUGGACGAGCAAAGUAAUUGAAGACUGGAAAAAGAUGAGACCAGCCGACUGGGAGAUUCAACAAACUCUGAUAGAAAAUGAAUGCGACACUUCAAUGACAAAUGGGCUUAAACUUGGAAAAUCUCUUCUGUCGACCAAAGUGAAGACCAAAAAGGCAGCUUCCGGGCGAGAAAAUAUUCCCAUUUUACCCCCCGACUUGACACAAAAUGUACCUACUCGAAGCGAAAACUUGAAGCCUGUCCCUCCUCUCUCUCCCAGUAAACGUCAGCAAAAAUCCUGCCACUACAACGAUGUGGAAUCGAGUCCCUCAAAGCGCCAGACAUUGUCCGUUAACCGAAAUGUAAUACCUCAAGAAGAGCGGAAAAUGCUUUUUGCAGAAGCUACGAAUAAAUCUUCUGUGAUUGCCAAAGAUCCCAGGGAAUUGUCGCAGAUGGACAUCUCACUAUGCGAUUUGCGCCCACCGAGCAGAUCUCGUAAAACUUCGACAAAAGAUCGAAAUGUGAAGAGCGUCGAAACAUCAGCGAUGGACAUCAGCAAGCUUGACUUGUCAAUGCACGAUGCUUCGAUAUUGUUAUCUCCGACCAAAGUACCAUCCAAAGCCAAACGUCCUGUAAAGCAGCAUACAGUAACUUCAAGACCUGUCCGACGGUCCGCCAAUGUUGGUGCAGGCAAGCGUGUCUCAAGGAAGCGGCCAGAAGUUGUAUGA
Molecule: messenger RNA, 1671 nt
Organism: Psilocybe cubensis
Lineage: Eukaryota; Fungi; Basidiomycota; Agaricomycetes; Agaricales; Agrocybaceae
Exons: 3
Coding region: 1-1671 (556 amino acids)
Molecular function (GO): NAD+ binding
Source: RefSeq, a predicted model, not a curated record